AGACCCGAGACUGAACAAAGCAUGGAUUUUAUUUGUGGCAUAUUUGGAUUUUAAAUCUUCAACAAGCUGUCAGGUUAAAGUGCAAUCAUGGCACCCAAAUAUGAGGGCUUGUCCCACUGUAAGCUGGCCCUGGUGUUUGCUGUGCUGAUGGAUCUCCUGGGUGUGACUUCCCUGCUGCUGGGGGUCUUUGCCCCAUUAGAAAUUAAAGGCAGAGACUUUGGGGAUUUGCUGGUGUACACAGGGGCCCUGUUGGUGCUUAUGUCCCUGGCAGGCUGGGUCAUAUGGUACAGUGGCAACAUUGAAGGUCUGACCUCUAAGAAGGAGUUGGGGGGAACCGUUGGUGGAGCUGUGGACCGCCUCGCUCGCUCCCUGAGCCGCCGGAUACGGAUCCCAAGGACUCACAGCAGUCCAACAUAGGAGUGGAGCAUAAGGAAUUCUAGACAGACUUGACUAGACUGUUGUUACACCAAGACCUGUUCUUAACCAGGCAGUAGGCCAAAAUGUCUGAAGCUCAGGACUGUGAUGGCUGUUUGUUGCUCUCCUCUUAAAUAAAUGUGGAGUCAACAAGCCACUCAUUCAUAUGAAAUGAUCAUUGUCACUUUUUAUGAUUUUGUAUGAAAACCUAAGAAAUGUAUAUCUUCUCUGUGUAAGGAGUUUCAUGUGGUCUACUCAGAAUUGUACUUUAUGCACCACAAAAU
Molecule: messenger RNA, 698 nt
Organism: Cheilinus undulatus (humphead wrasse)
Lineage: Eukaryota; Metazoa; Chordata; Actinopteri; Labriformes; Labridae
Product: transmembrane protein 238-like
Exons: 2
Coding region: 88-417 (109 amino acids)
Source: RefSeq, a predicted model, not a curated record